This is a messenger RNA of Fusarium venenatum, 342 nucleotides long. The record is from RefSeq and is a predicted model, not a curated record. NCBI's taxonomy places the organism in Eukaryota, Fungi, Ascomycota, Sordariomycetes, Hypocreales, Nectriaceae.
AUGCCUGCGCGCACCGCUGCCAUCACUAUCACAGCGCCUGACGGCACUCUGGUGCCUGUGCCUAUCUUCCCUGUCCCUGUCGCUGCGGAUGCCCCUGAGGUUAUUCCCGCCCAUGAGUUCUUCGCUCAGCAACUCGCGGCCCCUGAGCCUAGCUCACCACCACCAGCUGGUUUUGACUAUCAGAAUGCGUCUUUCGAUGAGAAGCAGGAGAAGGAGGACAUGGCCUACUCGAAGCUACCAGAUACAGUGGCCGAGUGCAAGGCUAAGAGAGUGGCAAGUGAGGGGGAGGAAGAGGCUGCUAAUGAAGAAGCGCCUGCUAUGAAGAAGACGAAGUCCAACUAG